AUGGAGUUUGUGCCAAAUCCAUGUCCUUUGCGUUCAGCUUCGCUCGGGAAUCUCGUCGAGAGGGUUAAGCAGCUUGGUACCCUUGCCGUCUCUGCCGUCAUUGGGAACAUAUUCUCUGCGAUCUUGACCUUUUGCUUCGCAUUAGUGGGCACUUUGUUGGGGGCCUUGACUGGAGCUUUGAUAGGACAAGAAACUGAGAGUGGCUUCAUUCGAGGGGCUGCGGUUGGUGCCAUAUCAGGAGCUGUAUUUUCCAUUGAAGUGUUUGAAUCAUCUCUUGUCCUUUGGCAAUCUGACGAAUCUGGAAUUGGUUGCGUGUUAUAUUUGAUUGAUGUCAUCGCCAGCUUACUGAGUGGGAGACUUGUGCGUGAGAGGAUUGGUCCAGCCAUGUUGAGUGCUGUUCAAAGUCAGAUGGGUGCUGUUGAAACCAGCUUUGAUGAGGUUCAAAACAUCUUUGACACCGGUGGUGCCAAAGGUUUAUCUGGAGAUUUGGUUGAAAAAAUCCCAAAAAUCAAAAUUACAACUGACAACAAUAUUGAUGCAUCCGGUGAUAGAGUUUCUUGUUCAGUUUGCCUGCAGGACUUUCAGCUUGGAGAAACAGUAAGAAGCUUACCUCAUUGCCAUCACAUGUUUCACCUACCUUGCAUAGAUAAGUGGCUCUUCAGGCAUGGUUCUUGCCCAUUAUGCAGAAGGGAUCUGUAA
Molecule: messenger RNA, 699 nt
Organism: Sphenostylis stenocarpa
Lineage: Eukaryota; Viridiplantae; Streptophyta; Magnoliopsida; Fabales; Fabaceae
Source: the annotation of a GenBank genome assembly